UCUGCUCCUUUUAUCAUUGACCGAUACACUGUGUCACACUCACACCUAACAAAGCUUAUGGCUUCAUCUGAUCAAACGGCGAAGAUAAUCGAUGGGAAGGCGAUUGCUCAAACCAUCCGAUCAGAGAUCGCCGAGGAAGUUCGCGAUCUAUCUGAGAAACACGGCAAGGUCCCAGGACUAGCGGUAGUUAUAGUUGGGGCACGGAAAGAUUCACAGACAUAUGUGACUAUGAAGAGGAAAGCGUGUGCUGAGGUUGGGAUCAAAUCAUUUGAUGUGGACCUACCAGAGGAUGUUUCUGAAGCUGAUCUUAUAACCAAAGUUCAUCUACUCAAUUCAGAUCCUGAUGUUCAUGGUAUAUUAGUUCAACUCCCAUUGCCGAAACAUAUUAAUGAGGAGAAUGUUUUAAGUGCAAUCAGCAUUGAUAAAGAUGUAGAUGGCUUCCAUCCUCUGAAUAUUGGUAAGCUAGCCAUGAAAGGCAGAGAACCCCUCUUCCUUCCAUGCACCCCUAAGGGAUGUUUGGAACUCUUAGUAAGAAGUGGCAUAAAGAUAAAAGGGCAACGAGCUGUUGUAGUAGGUCGGAGCAACAUCGUUGGAUUGCCUGUUUCGCUUCUAUUGCUCAAGGCUGAUGCUACUGUUACCACCGUACAUUCCCACACCAGAGAUCCUGAGGCUAUCAUACGGGAAGCUGACAUCGUUAUUGCUGCAGCCGGACAAGCCUGCAUGAUUAAGGGGGACUGGAUUAAGCCAGGGGCUGCGGUGAUCGAUGUUGGAACCAAUGCAGUGAGCGACCCGAGCAGGAAAUCAGGAUACCGGUUGGUUGGAGAUGUGGAUUACGCAGAGGCUUGUAAAGUUGCAGGGUUCGUAACUCCGGUCCCUGGUGGUGUAGGUCCAAUGACCGUGGCAAUGCUGCUGAGGAACACCUUAGACGGCGCCAAGCGGGUCAUUGGCCAGUAAGAUAUCUAUCCUACUGUAUGUUAUAAAUGAAUCUCAAGUUUAUCCAUUAUAUAAUUAAGCUCUCCCUUUCAUAACACAAUUAUUCCUCUAAAAUAAAUUGAAGUUUGCCUGUC
Messenger RNA from Raphanus sativus (radish), 1067 nucleotides. RefSeq names its product bifunctional protein FolD 2. The coding region runs from base 58 to 954 and encodes 298 amino acids. The transcript has 5 exons. The record is from RefSeq and is a predicted model, not a curated record. Gene Ontology annotation, biological process: tetrahydrofolate interconversion. Gene Ontology annotation, cellular component: cytosol. Gene Ontology annotation, molecular function: methylenetetrahydrofolate dehydrogenase (NADP+) activity; methenyltetrahydrofolate cyclohydrolase activity. Lineage: Eukaryota; Viridiplantae; Streptophyta; Magnoliopsida; Brassicales; Brassicaceae.